GCUUGAAAUGCUGACCUCUGCUGUCAUGUUUAAACGAAAGUAACGUACAAGAAGAGGAAAUCUAGAAGGAAAAUGUAAGGCUUCAGACUUUAAUGUACGUUAGGUAACGAUGUUGUACUCAUGGGGAACAGCUGAUGAAGAGGGAUUUGAUGUGGCCACAACAGAGAACACAAUUCAAGAUCGCUCUACGAUAAAAACCUUGUGCCCAAAUCCUACGAUCCUGGAUGAACCGACGGGAAAAUAUCUGGGAUUCAUUGGCGAUGAUGGAAAUGUCUCAGUCCUUAAAAUGUGUAGAGACGGAGAGAUCAAAGCCAAGAUGGAAAACUUUAACCUAAAGAAAGACAAGAUUAAACUGAUGAAGAGUGGACAGGCUCGUGCGCUCCUCCUUAAAUCUGAAGGAGAGAUUCUCUUCAUGGAGAUUUCCUGCAGCAGGAUCUUCAAAAAUCUCUGUGACAGACAGGUUACACAGGUGGCGUGUGGAAACCAGCACUCCAUUGCAAUCAUCAGUGAUGGUCAGUUGUUGGUAUGGGGUGUAAAUAGCCACGGUCAGCUGGGUUUAGGAAAGGGAGAAAACCUCAUCCGUUCCCCUCAACCUCUCAGAUCCCUCUGUGGGAUCCCAGUAACUCAGAUCAGUGCUGGAGGAGACCACAGCUUCGCCCUGUCUCUCUCUGGAGCUGUGUUCGGCUGGGGGAAGAACAACUCUGGACAGCUCGGCCUGGGAGACACAAAAGAAAGAGACACUCCAACUUGUGUCAAGAGCUUAUAUCUGAAGAAAACAAUCUUUAUCUCAUGCGGGGAAGAACAUACUGCUAUUCUGACAAAGGGUGGAUUUGUGUUCACAUUCGGAUCAGGCAAGUAUGGACAGCUCGGACACACUUCACUAAGAGACGAGUAUCACCCUCGGCUGGUUGCUGAACUUAUGGGGUCAAAGGUGUCUCAGAUAGCGUGUGGAGGGCACCACACCCUUGCAAUGUCUGAGUCUUUGAAUGUGAUCUACUCAUUUGGAUGCGGCGAGCAAGGGCAGCUGGGAAAUCAAACAAUAGAUAACCAAUCUGUGCCUUUACCCGUACAUCUGCCUUCAGGCCAAAGUCAUGCAUUAAAAGUGAAGAGAGUUCUGGCAAGUGGGAACAUUUCUUUUGCCCAAAUCUGUCAUGAACAGAACCAUGUAACAGGUGUCAUAACUCAUAGUGUGUGUCCAACACUAGAUGACCAAAUGAUUGACAGGUGGAUGAAAGAAUGUGACACAGAUGCAUGGAGAGAGAUCGCAAGGGAAAUCAAAAAGGUGUUUUCCUCGCCGUCGUGUGUAAAUGGGAGUUUUAUUGAUAAAAGCCAUGACAAACACUUUCAGACUUCAAUGGAAUAUUCCGGUCUGGAUCUUUCCCUGGCUCGUCUUGCCUUUGAGAAUAUUGCCAAAAAGACUAAAGUCUUAUUAGAGGUACAGCACACAGUGUUGAGAAAACUGCUUCCAGCUCUGAGCGUCUGUCCGGCCGGUGUGGAGGCUCUGAGAGUUUAUCUCAUCCUGCCCGAACUCCUCCGAGUCCUCCAGCAACAAAAACAACAAAAGCAACUGGCUGCAGAUUUGGCUCAUGCCAUCCUAAAACUGGAUCCAUGUGACGCCCUGGAGAACCUGUGGAGGAGAAUGCCAUAUUCAUUCUUCAGGACUCUUGUGAAAACCUUUCAUUCAGAAUCGACUAAACUCGUAACACAAAUGACAACGCAACAAUGCGACCACUGGGAAUCCCUGAUCAUCAUUCUUUCUCUUCUCAAGCGAUUAUUUUUGGUUAACAGGCAAAGGAAAUGCGCUUUGAUGGAAAGUCAGUUUUGUAUCACUGAAGUCGCGGACCUGAUAAGCAAUGCCUACGAAGGGAAAAUCUUUCAAAGAAAUAUUGAAAAGUUGAUCCCUUUCAGUUUCCUAGCUGAUACUGCAACUAAACAGAGAAUAUUUAUCUACUCACAGGCUAAGCUCAUGCAGGCAGACGCAGGCUCAGCUAGACCGCCUGUUGUCUUUCCCAACAUGUGCAUAAACAGACAGUCAGUGUUAAAGGACACACUGAAGUAUCUCAAACAAGGCAUCUACAAAUUUUCACAACCAUUAAAGGUUCUAUUUAUGGGGGAGAGAGGCGUUGAUUUUAGUGGCUUAUCUGCUGAGUUCUUCUCCCUCCUUGCAAAAGCUUUCGUCACAUGGGAGAAAAAGCUGCUCAAAGUCUUUGAGGAUUCACAACUGGUUUGGUUCAAUCCUGAUAUUUGUGAUGUGACAGAUUUUUAUUAUCUUGGCAUUAUCUGUGGAAUGGCAUUGUACAACCAUCACUUCAUAAACAUCAACUUUCCACUGGCAUUGUUCAAAAAGCUGCUCCGCAUGAGUCCCACUUUAAAUGAUCUUGAGGAACUGACACCAAUAGAGACCAGAGGUUUGAAAGAUCUUCUGAUGGAAGAUGAAGAAGAAGUAGUGGAUGGACUCUAUUUGGUUUUCAUGGAGAAAGAAGAAGAGCUUAUUCCAAAUGGUGCUCAAACUCCAGUGACCAAAACUAACAGACAGAAGUACGUGGAUUUGUAUGUGGACUUAAUUUUCAACAAGUCUGUGAGGAAUCAGUUCGAGAAAUUCGCCGAGGGUUUUUAUGAAGGCUGUCCGGUCAAUGCCUGGAAAAUGUUUCACCCUGAAGAACUCAGAGAGCUCGUUCAUGGUUGUCCUGCAUACGAGUGGGAAAACCUUCACAAAUGUGCCACAUAUGAGGGCUGUUCCAACUCUGAUGAACUAAUCAAGAAUUUCUGGAGCGUUUUCUUCGAGUUCUCUGAAGAGCAGAAGAAGAAAUUUCUCUUUUUUAUGUAUGGAACGGACCGUGUACCUGCUGGGGGUCUCUCAAAGCGGCUUCUGAAGAUUGUGCAGUUAAACCUUCCUGAUUCAGAUGAUCGUUUCCCAGAAGCCCAGACUUGUGUUGGCAAAUUACUUCUUCCCAAAUACAGCGAUAUUGACACACUUCGUAAUAAGCUACAACAUGCUAUCAAGUAUUGUGAGGUUUUUGGAAGGGUUUCACGUUCGGUUUGCAUUGAAGAAACGCGUCUCGUGCGUUCAUCAGAUGUGGAGAUGUUGUGUUAUUGGGGAGCGCAGGUCCGAGAGGGCUUCGGUCUGAUACAACCAGACAAAGUCAAACAUGUAAAUGAUGCUGUACGAUGCGCGUGUCUAAAGUCAGAAAUCCAGGACAUGUCUGCAGGAAGAUCUUUUGUUGGAUUCAUCCGAAAUGGGAAAGCUUCGGUCCUGGAACUGCGCAGAGAAUCCAAUGCUCACAAUGGCAAACUGAAACAACUAGAGCUAGAGAAUGAAGAAAUCACAUCGAUUGUCUGCGGAGGGGGUGGUGCAGUCUUGCUUUCUCGUGGAGGGAAGGUUAUUAUUAUGGAUAAAUCCACAGUGUGCAGACCUCUCAAAAACCUGGCCAACAUGCACGUGAUUCAGAUCUCAUGUGGAGACCAGCAUUCAAUGGCACUGACCCAGGAUGGUCGUGUUUAUGUAUGGGGUGAAAACUCUCAUGGUCAGCUGGGUCUGAAUGAAGGAUCUGGAUGUUUGACUCCUCAACACAUGACGUUUCUGGAUGGGGUUCCUCUGGCUCAGAUCAGCGCUGGUGGAGAUCACAGUUUUGUGUUGUCUCUCUCUGGAGUCGUGUUUGGAUGGGGAAAAAACUCUUCUGGACAGCUGGGACUUGGAGACACUACAGACAGACGCGUGCCCACAGUCGUAAAGAGCCUGAAUGGCAAGAAAACUCAGUUUAUUUCAUGUGGAGGAGAGCACACUGCAACUUUGUCAAAGGGAGGCACUGUGUUCACAUUUGGAUCAGGAAAGUUUGGUCAGCUUGGGCACAAUUCAUUUAAAGAUGAACAUCUUCCACGAGUGGUUGCCGAAAUGUGGGCCUCUAAAGUGUCACACGUCACAUGUGGGAGGCAUCACACGCUUGUGUUAGUCGCAUCAUCACAGCUGAUCUACUCAUUUGGAUGUGGGACGCAGGGGGAGCUGGGAAAUGGACAAAUGAUCAACCAAUCUGUGCCAUCACUUGUAGACCUGACAACUGAAUUGAAUGAUGAAUAUGGAAUGGGAAAACUCAUUGCCGGGGAGAAUCAUUCUUUUGCACUGUUUGUCAAGGAACUUGAAACUUCAUCAGCAAAUCCUGGGGCCAAUCCAAACAAGAAGAUUUUGACAUUAGAAGACACAUUGAUUGACCAUUGGGUGUCUGAAAGUGAUUCAAAGUCAUGGAUGACAACUGAAAAUGAAAUAAACAAAGUGUUCUCAUCCGCUGCCACUUUGAAUGGAAGUUUUCUCAAAACAAGUUGUGAUGAACAUUAUCGGACAUCUGUGGAGCUCUGUGGUUUGGAUUUUCACCUGGUUAAAAAAUCGUUUGCAAAAAUAUCAGGGAACAAAAAAGUGAUGUCAAAGGUUAUGAAGAUGGUUCGGGUUGCGCUUUUGCCCUCUCUUAACUCCAGUCCAUCAAGUGUUGAAGCACUAAGAGUUUAUCUUCUCCUCCCUGAACUCAUUGCCGUUUGCCAGGACGAACAACAGGCCGAGCUCCUUGAAGGGCUCGCCUCCAAAAUUCUUCAGCUGAAACCUGAUGCUCUUAAAGUGUUGGAAAAUUACUGGUCCAAACUGCCUGCCGAAUGUCUCAAAGGCUUGGUGAAGUUAUUUCAUUGUAAAUCUGCUGAGGUGAUUGGUGAGAUUUCUCUUCUUGAAAUAGACCGGGAUGAACCAAAACAACUGCAGAAAUUUCUGCAGGUCCUUCAGAUGCUCUAUAAGGUCUGCUGGAGUACCCAAAAUGACAUCCUUAACAGAGAUUUCAUCAUUCACGAGAUCAGUGGUGUCCUAGACGUAUUGCAACUCAUCCAAGAAGGUAUUGGGAUCUGUUGGUUUGCUUUGGGCUUUGUUCUUGAAGAAAUACUGGAUCAGGAAGACCGCUAUCUUAGAACUAUUAAAACAUUGGCCCGUUUCCCUUGUGUGGCUGACACUGUAUCUAAACAGAGGAUCUUUACUUUUUUACAGAACCACAUGAAGAGAUCUUCAGAACCACUCUUUUCUUUCUCUGGCAACAAUCUGCAUGUAAACAGGCACACAGUGUUGAAAGACACACUUCGGUAUCUUAGACAAGGCAGCUACUCAUUUCACCAAUCACUGAAGGUGACGUUUGCAGGUGAGAAUGGGAUAGAUGCAGGUGGACUUUCUGCGGAGUUCUUCUCCUUGCUUUCCCAUGGUUUUCUCACAUGGGAAAAGAAGCUCCUGGACGUCUUUGAAAGUUCACUGGUGUGGUUUAAUUCUGAACACACACACAAUGAAGAUUUUCACUCUCUUGGAGUUAUCUAUGGAAUGGCGCUGUUCAACCAUCGAUACAUGAACAUAAAUUUCCCACUAGCGUUGUUCAAGAAACUACUCGACCAGAGUGUCACUCUGAACGAUCUGGAAGAGAUAUCUCCUACAGAGGCCAGAGGUUUGAAGGAUCUUCUCGAGGAGGACGAGGAAGUUGUGGAGAUACAAUUCUUGGAUUUCACGCUCAAAGGGCAAGAGCUCGUUCCCAAUGGAGCACAAAUUCCAGUAACCAAAGUUAAUCGACAGAAGUAUGUGGAUUUGUAUGUGGACUUCAUGUUGAACAAAUCAGUGAAGAAUCAGUUCGAGAAGUUUGCAGAAGGUUUUUCUAAAGGCUGUCCAGUCAGUGCCUGGAGAAUAUUUCACCCUGAAGAACUCAAACUACUUCUCCAUGGUUCUCCUGUAUACGAGUGGGAAGACCUUCUCAAGUGUGCUACCUACACAAACUGUUCUCCUUCUGAUGAGCUGAUCAAGAAUUUUUGGACCGUUUUCUUUGAGCUCUCUGAAGAAGACAAGAGGAAAUUUCUGGUUUUCAUGUAUGGAACGGACCGUAUACCUGCUGGAGGUCUCUCAAAGUUGACUCUGAAGAUUGUGCUAUUAAACGUUCCUGAUUCAGAUGAUCGUCUCCCAGAAGCCCAGACUUGUUUUGGCGCAUUACGUCUUCCCAAAUACAGCAAUAUCGACAUACUUCGUAACCAGCUAAUACAUGCUGUCAGCUUUUGUAAGGUUUUUGGACGGGCGUGGUUUCAUUCAUCAGAUGUGGAGAUGUUGUGUUAUUGGGGAGCGCAGGUCCGAGAGGGCUUCGGUCUGAUACAACUAGAAAAAGUCAAACAUCUGAAUGAUGCCGUACGAAGCGUGUGUCUAAAGUCAGAAAUCCAGGACAUGUCUGCAGGAAGGUCUAUUGUUGGAUUUAUCCGGAAUGGGAAAGCUUCGGUCCUGAAAUUUCGUGAUGAACCCAAUGGUCAUGAUGGCAGACUGAAACCCGUAAAGUUGGAGAAUGUCAAAAUCAGAUCAAUGGUCUGUGGUGGAUCUGGUGCAGUUCUUCUCAGUCAAGAGGGAAAAGUUUUCGUUUUUAACGGAUCUACUUUGUGCACUCCUCUCAAAGACCUGGCCAACAGACACGUGAUUCAGAUCUCAUGUGGAGACCAGCAUUCAAUGGCCCUAACUCAGGAUGGUCGUGUUUAUGUAUGGGGUGAAAACUCUCAUGGUCAGCUGGGUCUAAAUGAAGGAUCUGGAAGUUUGACUCCUCAACACAUGACGUUUCUGGAUGGGGUUCCUCUGGCUCAGAUCAGCGCUGGUGGAGAUCACAGUUUUGUGUUGUCUCUCUCUGGAGUCGUGUUUGGAUGGGGAAAAAACUCUUGUGGACAGCUGGGACUGGGAGAUACUACAGACAGACACGUGCCUACACUUGUAAAAAGCCUGAAUGGGAAGAAAACUCAGUUUAUCUCAUGUGGAGGAGAGCACACUGCAACUUUGUCAAAAGGAGGAACUGUGUUCACAUUUGGAUCAGGAAAGUUUGGUCAACUUGGGCACAACUCAUUUAAAGAUGAACAUCUUCCACGAGUGGUUGCCGAAAUGUGGGCCUCUAAAGUGUCACAGGUCACAUGUGGGAGGCAUCACACGCUCGUGUUAGUCGCAUCAUCACAGCUGAUCUACUCAUUUGGAUGUGGGACGCAGGGGGAGCUGGGAAAUGGACAAAUGAUCAACCAGUCUGUGCCAUCACCUGUACACCUGACAACUGAUUUACAUGAUCAAUAUGUAAUUAAAAAAGUCAUUGCUGGGGAGCACCAUUCCUUUGCACUGUUUUACAAGGUAUCUGAGAAUGACUCAACAAAUCCUAAACCCAACCAAAGCAGACGAAUUAUGACUUUAAAUGACACAAUGAUUGACCAUUGGGUGUCUGAUUGUGAUUCAAAGUCAUGGAAAGCAGUUAAAAAUAAAAUCAAAAAAGUGUUUUCAUCUGCUGCCUCUUUGAAUGGAAGUUUUCUCAAGACGAGUUGUAAUGAGCAUUAUCAGACUUCUGAGGAGUUCUGCGGUUUGGACUUUGACCUGAUCAAGAAAUCCUUUGCAAAAUUAUCAAGGAGGGAAGGGAUGAUGUCAAAGGUUGUAAAGACGGUUCAGGAUGAGCUAUUGCCUUCUCUUAACUCAAGUCCAUCAAGUGUUGAAGCUCUAAGAGUUUAUCUUCUCCUCCCUGAACUCAUUGCCGUUUGCCAGGAUGAACAGAGGGCUCAACUCCUUCAAGUGCUCGCCUCCAAAAUUCUUCAGCUGAAACCUGACGCUCUUAAAGUGUUAGAAAAUUACUGGUCCAAACUACCUGGUAAUUGUCUCAAAAACUUGGUGAAGUUAUUUCGUAAAGAAUCUGUCAAGCUGAUUGGCAGGAUUGGCAUUGACAAAAUCAACUGGGACGUACCGAGUCAUCUGGAGGAGCUUGUGAAGAUCCUACAGAUGGUCUAUAAGGCCUGCUGCAGUGCACAGAAUAAGAUUACAAGGAGUGUUUUUAUUAUUCAGGAAGUUAAUGAUCUGCUUGAUAUGCUGCAAACUACCAGUGAGGAUCUUAAUGAUAACUGGUGGAUGCAUAACUUCAAUGGAAACGUCGUUGCGUUGAAUGAGCUGAAAAUGUACUAUGUUGACAUUGUAAACAAGCUAAAAGUAUCUCCAUGCAUCUUUAACCUUGAAGCCAAAUGCAGGCUUUGGAAAAACAGAAUGUGGACGGUGAAUGUGACUUUCACCUUGACCUUAAGGCGCACAGCGCUUUUGGAAGAUUGCUUCAAUCAGUUGAAAACAGCCACUGAUCAACAACUCAAAGGAUGGCUGUCGGUCUAUUACGCUGAGGAUCUUACAUAUAGAUCAGAAGUUAACAAGAGAGACUUUUUCAUUAACGUGUUUAAGGAGUUGCGUGAACCAGAUUCACAGUUUUUCAUUUACAAUGACAACAAAACUAUGAUGUGGUUCCCAACAAAGCCAAGUGUCCAGAAAGAGAAGUACUUCCUGUUUGGGAUUUUGUGUGGCUUGGCCUUAAACAACAGUUGUGUUGUGCACCUGCCGUUUCCUUUAGCCUUGUUCAAGAAACUUUUCAAUGUCAAACCAUCUCUUGAAGACCUGAGGGAGUUUGACCCACUUCUUGGCAGGAGUUUGGAGUAUGCUCUCAACUACAGCGAUAAUGUUGAAGAAAUGGAUAUGAACUUCACGAUCGAGUGGGAUGAAACUGUAGUGGAAUUGGAUCCGACUAAUCCAGGAAAACCUAUCACAAAUUACAACAGAACAGACUUUGUGGACAAGUAUGUGGAUUAUGUUUUCAAUAAGUCCGUGGAGGAGACGUUCGAUGAGUUUAGGAGAGGUUUCUUUAAAGGGUGCGACAGUUCCUCGGUGGAGAUGUUGGAACCUAAGGAGCUGAGAGAGGUGCUGCUGGGCAAUGAAAACUAUGACUGGGAUGUACUCAAGCAGAACGCCACCUAUGAAGGAUUGUUUAAUGCCCAGCAUACGACCAUAAUCUCAUUUUGGGAGGUGUUUGAAGAACUGACAUCAAACCAAAAGAAGGCCUUCCUAUUGUUUUUGACAGGGUUUGAGCGAGUUCCCAUUCUGGGUAUGAGUCAGGUGAAGAUGAGAGUAAGAGAUCUGUUCAACUCCACUCAGGAACAUCUACCACAGGCCCUGACUUGCCACAGCCUGUUAGAGCUUCCUGUUUACCAGAGCAAAGCAACACUUAAAGAGAAACUCAUUGAAGCCCUUAACCACAGGAGGGGUUUCUGGGAGGAAUGAGACUGGAGAACACCACCUGAUCUCAAUUGUAGUCCUCUGUUGCAUUACAAAAGUUAAUGAGUUUGGCUUAAACGUCAGCUUUAGUUUAGUUUAUCAGCUUUAUUUUCGUUUCAUUUUAUUUAUUCAUUUAGCAGAUUCUUUAAACCAAAAUGACUUACAAAUAAGGGAAUUUAACAUUUUGACUUAAAAGCCAACAGUAUACAAAGCUUUGUUUAUAAGUAUAGAUAUUAUUAUUAAAAAAAGUAAGGAAUAAUCAAGGGGCAUAUUGUCACCAAUGGUUUUGUAAUAAACAAUAAUGACUUUAUUGAGUAGAAUUAUUCUGAUAUUAGAAGGAUUUUUUUGUUCGAAUUUUACACUUUUAUUUCAGUAGAUGGUAGUAGAUAAUCUUUGGGUGUCAAGUUUUUUUAAUUUAUUUAAAUAUUAAGUUAUUUGAUGUGUUACAUUUUUUUAUUCAAAUUUUAUUUUAAUAUUAAAAUCCGAAUAUGUAUUUAAUAUAUUAAAAUGUUUGUCUUUAUCCCUGUUAUUUUAUGUUAUAUUUGAAAUAAAUCCUUAUUAAAUUUUUUA
This is a messenger RNA of Paramisgurnus dabryanus, 9658 nucleotides long. The record is from RefSeq and is a predicted model, not a curated record. NCBI's taxonomy places the organism in Eukaryota, Metazoa, Chordata, Actinopteri, Cypriniformes, Cobitidae.